Messenger RNA from Symbiodinium sp. CCMP2456, 519 nucleotides. The record is from the annotation of a GenBank genome assembly. Lineage: Eukaryota; Dinophyceae; Suessiales; Symbiodiniaceae.
AUGACUCAGGGCGGUGCCGGUGACUACAAGCAGUACAUGGACUAUUCCAAAUAUACUCAGGGUCAGGGCUCGCAGGGCGGAGCCGCGAAAGCGGAGACCAAAGAAGGCAGUGAUGGCCCUGCGCUGCUCGUCGCUCCCUCUGACAAUACAGAGGCAGCAAAGGAGAGUCAGCUGCGCGAGGAGGAGAAGAAGCACCUCCAGGAGGAGCUGGCAUCCGAGCGCGAGCGAUUGCACAAGGAGCUGGCUGAGGAGCAGGAGAAAUUGAAAGAGGAGCUGGCGUCCGAGGCUAAGCAGGAGCAAGAGGAGCAAGCGAAUGAGCAGAAGGAGAAAGCUGCUCCUGCUGAGCUUGCGGCCAGUGCAUGGUCGCAGCCGCUGCUACUCUCAACCGGGUCUCUUGCCCUUGGAGCGCUCGUCGCCGUCGCUGCCUUCGUGGCCCGCCUUCGCAGCCAGAGGCAGGUGCAGUUGAACGGAGCCGGCGACUAUCUCAUGUAUGCUGAGGCGGCGAUCGAGGUCGCCUAA